AUGGCAGACAGGUUACUGGAGAUGAAGAGGAAAGCUGCCGACGAUGGGUCCUUGGACCUCGCGGUCGUACAGGAGCCGUGGACGCAAGACGGUAGCCGGACAAAAAGCCACCCGGCAUGGGAUAUGGGUGACAGGCGCAGGAGGGGGUGUCCGCCUGGCCGACUGGUCUGUGGCGGCGGGAAUACCGCUUAUAGGUUUCAAGAAAGCAUCAACCAAUGCCUAGCUGAUCUCAGAGUUUCGAAUCCCCAAGGCGACAAGUCACGCAUUCUGUUAACGAAAGGCGGGUUACUAAAAGACUCGUUCCGAUGGAUUCUCGAGAACACGGACUUCAAGCAAUGGCGUAGCGACAAAAACAGUUCUCUGCUCUGGAUCAAGGGCGACCCUGGCAAAGGCAAGACUAUGCUACUCUGCGGCAUCACGGACGCAUUGGAGGGUCUAUCAACAAAUCAGCCCAUGGAGUCAUACUUUUUCUGCCAAGCCACUGACAGAAACCUCAACAACGCCACAGCUGUGCUCCGCGGUCUUAUAUACAUGCUUGUCAGGCAAAAUCGUUCCUUGGCGAGACACCUACACGAAGAAUGGAAAGUGGCUGGAUCAAGACUGUUUGAGGAUGCCAACGCAUGGAAUGCAUUGACGCGGAUCUUGACUUUGAUGCUACAAGAUCGCCAGUCGCACGAAGUGGUAUUCGUCAUUGAUGCGCUUGACGAAUGCUCCGAUGAUCUGCCCAAACUCAUCAACUUCAUUGCACAGCAGUCCCAAAUGGGGGAUGCGAAGUGGUUGGUUUCGAGUCGUAACUGGCCCCAGAUCGAAGACAUGCUUAGUGCGGCCAGUGAAAAAGUGCGGCUCAGCCUGGAACUCAAUCAGGAUUCCGUCACUGCUGCUGUUGAGGUUUAUAUCCGCCAUAAAGCUGAGGAGCUACGAGGAGCCAAAAACCUGGACGAUGAAAAGUAUAGCCAGGUUGUCGACUAUAUGAACACCAAUGCAGAAUGCAACCCUAGCCAAACGCGUCAAUGCCACGAGCACGAAUUGUGA
This is a messenger RNA of Truncatella angustata, 1032 nucleotides long. Its product is annotated as NACHT domain-containing protein. The coding region runs from base 1 to 1032 and encodes 343 amino acids. The record is from RefSeq and is a predicted model, not a curated record. The transcript has 2 exons. Lineage: Eukaryota; Fungi; Ascomycota; Sordariomycetes; Amphisphaeriales; Sporocadaceae.